Acanthosepion pharaonis is the source of this 561-nucleotide messenger RNA. Lineage: Eukaryota; Metazoa; Mollusca; Cephalopoda; Sepiida; Sepiidae. The record is from the annotation of a GenBank genome assembly.
AUGUUUCUAAUUUCUCAAUUUUAUUUUUUCUUUCUUUUUAAUUCGUUGUUUUCUUAUCUACAUUUAAUUAAUGAUACUUUAUUUCUUUCAUUUUUUUCCUUCUUCACUUCAUUUUCUUCCAAUGAUCAAAAUUCUUUCCUUCUUUUUCUUUCUUUCUUUCUUUCUUUCUUUCUUUCUUUCUUUCUUUCUUUCUUUCUUUCUUUCUUCACUUUUUAUUUGUUUCCGAUAAUUUUCUUUCUUUCUUUCUUUCUUUCUUUCUUUCUUUCUUUCUUUCUUUCUUCAUUUUUUAAUUUGCUUCCGAUCAUUUUCUUUCUUUCUUUCUUCACUUUUUAUUUCUUUCCGAUCAUUUUCUUUCUUUCUUUCUUUCUUUCUUUCUUUCUUUCUUUCUUUCUUUCUUUCUUUCAAAUACAAUUUUUGAUAUUUUCUACCCUAUUUUUUAUUUGUCUUUUUCUUUCUCUCUCUCUCUCUCUCUCUCUAUCUCUCUCUCUCUCUCACACACACACUCUUGUUCCUUAUUUCCUUCACUUUCUUUUAUCGAAUCAUUUCCGCUUUUUUUUUUAA